Messenger RNA from Coprinopsis cinerea okayama7#130, 354 nucleotides. RefSeq lists its product as hypothetical. The record is from RefSeq and is a predicted model, not a curated record. The transcript has 3 exons. NCBI's taxonomy places the organism in Eukaryota, Fungi, Basidiomycota, Agaricomycetes, Agaricales, Psathyrellaceae. Bases 1 to 354 code for a protein of 117 amino acids.
AUGAUGUCGGAGAAUCAAAAAGGUGAGGGUACCGAACCGACUGGUCAGAACGGGGACAGUUUUGGCGGGAGGGGCCCGUGCGAAAAUCGACUUGUCCAAAUUUCGCGCUUUCCGCCCUUGCUUCGUCUUUGCCUCCCAGGUACCGGCGGAGAUGCCGUCCUCAAACUCGCAGGUACAAAACACUCUGGUGCAGACCGAAUGCUCGAUUUCUUCCAACAACGGGGCACCUUCGCUAAAUUCCUGAAGCAAUGCGACGUUGCGCUUUCACAACAGGCAGUUGGUUGGAUGUCGUCAAUGGCUUCGAUUGGAAUGUGCCAGCGUAACCGCCGUAACGAUAUCGCUGGACCACUUUGA